GACUAUGGCUUCCACCACCUCGGGUGAUGUUCUGCCCACAGGCGGCAGGAUCUUUACCAGCAUUCCUGAUGUCUUCUUCAUCCCUGAGUUUGUGUUCGGAGGUUUGGUUUGGAUCCUGGUGGCGUCCACUCGGGUCUUUCCAGACAACCCGCUGGGCUGGGUGAUGUUCGUGUCCGUCUUCUGCUUCGUAUUCACGACACUUUGGUUUUUCAUCUUCCUCUGCGGAGCCAAUCAGAGCAGCAUCUGGCCCUCCCUGGAUGUGGGUUAUCAUUUUGUGGCCGUGGUUUUCUACCUCAGUGCGUCGGUGGAUCUGGCUUACAUCACCGUCCUGAAAGGCUGGGGUUUGACAAUUGUGUCCGGUUUUCCGGAUUUGACGUUGUUAAUUGAUCCUGACAAUCUCAAAAUCUACCGACUGGACAUUGCUGCAGUGGUGAUGUCCUACAUUGCCACUCUUCUCUACUUCCUCCAUGCCAUUUUCUCUGCCAUCCGAUGGAAGAGGUCCUAAUAAAACAAAACACAAACUAAGUACAAGAAGCCCAACAGAAGAACCAAAUAACCAACGAAACACGAUUGAAUUUUUUUAUUUUAAUUUUUAUUUUUUCUAUUUUCAUGUUAGCAAGAAGAACUUACUUUUAAUCCAAAGUGCCAAAACAUCAAAUGAAUGAAUAAGCGGGAAAAACAAGCAGGUUAACUGAUAAAUGUCACGUGUUACCCCACUAUUGACCAUUUCUUAAUCAAAGAGAGGCAGAGGUUUGGUCAGAAGUUAAAUGAGUCUGUUCAAGUUAAAAUAUGUUUUCAUAAAUAAUUGUAUAAUUAAUACAGUAUAGAGAAGGUUAAUGAGUGUAAAUAACUAAUUUAACCACAAAUCUAAUUAUAUAUCUUGGAGCAAGUAUGACAUUCAGAUAUUGUAAGAUUUUUUUAUGAGGACAUUUUUUUUUGAUGCACUGUAUUUUUUUCAUCAAAUAAGAAAAACACUUUAAAAGGAUCAGUUCAUUCAAAUUCAUACCGAAAAAUAAUAAUAUUUCUUAACUUAACUCUGGACAUUCUGAGUAUUCUUGAGGUAGAAAGUAAGUACAAUAAAAGUUUUUCACAGCUUUUAAAGAUACAUUUCCAGUGCUGCUACCACCAAGUUACAUUCACCUCUACUGUAUUUCUGAGUCAAGGCCUCCAACAUUAUGUGUAGUACACAGUAUUAUUGGAACACUGGGUACUACACUUCCCAUAAUGCAGCUCAACACCCCUCCCUGGUAAAUUCCAUGUCCAUAGUUUGUGCAGAUUAUAGUGCAGUCUUUCUUUUAUACAUUUUAAGUCUUUUCAUCCCUUAGUGACAUUAUCAGAGGUUGCUUUCUUAGACUGUGUGUAAAAUCCGUGGACUGCCCCUUUAAACUGUCUAAUGAGAGACCUCACUCAAACUGAAACAGCUGGUAAAUGAAGUGUGCUAAAAGCCUGUGGUGUUCGUUUCAUUUUGUGUCCAAAUUUAACAUCUAAAGGGAACAAGAAAUAAUUAUUUAUUUGUUAGAUGUAAAACUACAGAACCUGAUCUGUGUCCGGACAUCACUCAGCAGAGUUUAAUUAAAAUGUCAUUGGUCAUUGUUGACUUUGCUAUAUAGGUAAAAUAACCGAUGAUCCCAAAAUUUGUCACAAUAUUACAGCGCCAGAGGUUCGGCUCCAACAUUUCUUCAAAUAAAAGUAACACUGAAGCAUUUUACUUAAAAUUGUUCAAAAUUUUCAGCAGCAGAGCUUAGUGUUAGAGUAGCACAGUACAUUUAAAUUGCUAAUAAAUCUUGUGCCGAUAAAAAACUGAAACCUUGAGUAUCUAAAAGACUUGACUGAAGAGAGGAAUGCCCUUUAUGUCCUGUAUGUUUUCUCAAAGUUUACGAUGAACAAAAAAAUAAAUGGAUAAAUGUCAAUGAAUAAAUGAUUCUCCCUCUUG
Messenger RNA from Plectropomus leopardus (leopard coralgrouper), 1933 nucleotides. RefSeq names its product myelin and lymphocyte protein-like. Gene Ontology annotation, cellular component: membrane. The record is from RefSeq and is a predicted model, not a curated record. Gene Ontology annotation, molecular function: structural constituent of myelin sheath. NCBI's taxonomy places the organism in Eukaryota, Metazoa, Chordata, Actinopteri, Perciformes, Serranidae. Gene Ontology annotation, biological process: myelination.